AUGCCGUCUCAGGCACCGUCGUCCAAGGAGGCUCCCCCCAAGGCUGCCCCGCGCGGGCGAGGCAAGAAGAAGGGCAACCAGCUGCAAAAACCAUGGCUUUAUGACUUGGUUCUAUGGGCACUCUCAGUCCUGAUAGAUCUCUUCUUUCGGGAAGUCCAUCCCAGAGGAGCAUGGAAAGUCCCAAAAACAGGACCGGUCAUCCUUGUGGCAGCACCACAUGCUAAUCAGUUUGUCGACUCUCUGAUUCUGAUGCGGAUUCUCAAACACGAGGCCAAGAGAAGGAUUUCAUAUUUGAUUGCUGAAAAAUCAACGAAACGCAAAUUCAUUGGGACUCUCUCAGCAGCGAUAGGGGCCAUCCCUGUUGGCCGGGCUCUCGACAAAGUCAAACCAGCAAAGGGCAAGAUAUUCCUCCCCGACCAAGAUAACGAUCCUACCUUAAUUCAAGGUGUUGGCACCGAUUUUACGAAUGGCGAUUUUGAGGUUGGCGGGUUGAUAGUCCUCCCAAAAGUGAGAGGUCAGACCCCCAGCACGGAAAUCGCAGAGAUCAUCUCCCCGACCGAACUUCGUCUCAAAAAGCCCUUUAAGUCGCCAGAGGCUCUGGAGUCCUUGACCGGCAAUGGCACCGUUGGUGGGGAUACUACAAAUGAACAGAUUGAAUCCCGCGGCUGCUCAUUCAAAGUUGCUCCGUAUGUGGAUCAAACCAAGGUCUACAAUGCAGUAUUCGACGAGCUCGACGCUGGUGGCUGUAUUGGCAUCUUCCCGGAAGGCGGCAGUCAUGACCGGCCCGACCUCCUACCUCUGAAAGCAGGCGUGGCGAUCAUGGCCCUGGGUGCCGAAGCCCAACAUCCUGGAUGUGGUGUCAAGAUCAUCCCAAUCGGUAUGAACUAUUUUCACGCCCACAAAUUCCGAUCGAGGGCUGUCAUUGAGUUUGGACAUCCUAUCGAGGUUCAUCCCGACCAAGUCGAAGCAUAUAAGGCAGGCGACCGGAGAAACGCGGUCGGCUCACUACUGGAAACAGUGUUCCAGGGUUUAGUGGCUGUAACACAAUCGAGUCCGGAUUAUGACACCCUGAUGCUUGUGCAAGCGGCUCGCCGACUUUACAAUCCGCUAGGGAAGAAACUCCCUCUGCCGUUGGUGGUGGAGUUGAACCGGCGACUAGUGAAAGGGUACACGACAUACAAGGAUGACCCGCGUGUUGUCCAACUGAAAAAAGACGUCCUUGAAUACAAUCGUCAACUUCGCGCCCUUGGUCUCCGAGAUCAUCAAGUGGAAUGGGGUAACCCCGCCAAACAUCCGUGGUGGCACAUUCUUGGAACGUUGAUCUAUCGACUCGGAGAGCUUUUCUUCCUAGGCAUUGGCACUCUUCCCGGGCUGGCCAUGUUUUGGCCUGUCUUUGUUACCACCAAAGUCAUAUCGUAUAAAAAAUCCAGAGAAGCUCUUGCGGCAUCGACAGUGAAACUGCAGGGUCGAGAUGUUAUCACCACAUGGAAACUGCUCGUGGCAAUGGCAUUUGCUCCCGCACUGUACGCCUACUAUACCAUUAUUGUUUCCCUAUGGCUGGUUUACAAUCGGCGCGAUGGAUACUAUACCCACAGGGUCCCGUGGUGGAUGGUGGCCCGCACAUAUGUGCCCGACUUUGUUCCCAUCUGGCUUUUUGCUGUUGUUUUUCUGAUUUUGUGUAUCCUCAUCACCUUUGCUGCUCUGAGGAUAGGAGAAAUAGGCAUGGAUGUUGUCAAGUCGUUACCGCCACUCUUUGUGGCGCUCAAUCCACGCUCCUCUAGCCGAUUUGCGAAGCUGCAACGGCGCCGCCAGGCCUUGUCCGAGAAGGUAACCAAGGUGAUCAAUGAAUUGGGACCCGAGGUUUUCCCCGACUUUGAUGCUGCGCGGAUUGUGCCAGAUGCAUACAGAGAAGGAGCGUACCAAUCUAGGUACAAAAAGAUGCCCGAGGAGCCGAGAAUCGAAACAACCGAGCCUACGACACCCACUUCUGGUGCUUUCGAAGAUCGUACCGGCGAGUCACCUGGUUCGAGGUCGAUGUUACCCUUUGGGUUUCUGCCCUCGAACGAAGCCUUCCACAACAUUGGCGGAUUUGGCUUCUUUGCGUCGCGGCCUACGACACCCAAGAGCCGCAGCAGGAGCAGUUCUGCCGGUGGAGCACUUACCUCGGCCACCAGCUUAAAAUUGACCACGUUGGACCAUGAUGAAGUCAGUAAGCGCAUCCGUGGGGCCAUGCGGGAAAGAGGAAGGAAGCGUGAAAGCGAAGGAGCAGAAACCGGGACGGAAAGCAGCUGGGACAUGGCUGAUGAUGAACGAAUGACUCCGACAACAGAAGAUGAGGAACCUAAGAAGGACCGGUGA
Molecule: messenger RNA, 2358 nt
Organism: Fonsecaea pedrosoi CBS 271.37
Lineage: Eukaryota; Fungi; Ascomycota; Eurotiomycetes; Chaetothyriales; Herpotrichiellaceae
Exons: 2
Coding region: 1-2358 (785 amino acids)
Biological process (GO): phospholipid biosynthetic process
Cellular component (GO): endoplasmic reticulum membrane
Molecular function (GO): glycerone-phosphate O-acyltransferase activity; glycerol-3-phosphate O-acyltransferase activity
Source: RefSeq, a predicted model, not a curated record